Pelodiscus sinensis (Chinese soft-shelled turtle) is the source of this 5899-nucleotide messenger RNA. It is a transcript of the gene CRACD, whose product is annotated as capping protein inhibiting regulator of actin dynamics. The record is from RefSeq and is a predicted model, not a curated record. NCBI's taxonomy places the organism in Eukaryota, Metazoa, Chordata, Testudines, Trionychidae. Gene Ontology annotation, biological process: negative regulation of barbed-end actin filament capping; maintenance of gastrointestinal epithelium.
GAAUUCGGCAGGAUCCAACUUGUACCCAAACUCUCCCUUUGGCGAGGCAGCGGAACGUGCCUCUGUUAUUGCCCAACUUGGGUCUGGUGGGUUGCAGCGAGCAUGUGAUCACUGGAGUGACUGAGCUUGCAUUGCCAUAGUGUGGCAGCCGCGGGGGGAGCAAUGGAGGCUGCUUAAGAGACAGGCUGGGCGGCAGCUGCUGCAUCCAUCGCAAAAGGACACCACCCCACGUUAAAUCGCGGCUCGCAAAAAGAAGGAGUGAAAAAAGACAAUUGGGAAGAACAUCCCUGGCAAUGCACCUUGCUUUCUGAUAUCUGUUACUAAAUAAAGCUCCCAGUUCCAGAAAAGACUCUAAGUAAGAAGUUUAUAACCACAGUACUCGGCUUAAAGUAAGUAACAUUUGACAAAACCAUGGCUACAGAUGAAAGGGACACUAAACAGAAUGUUCAGGCUGAGGUACUGGGUACUGAUGCUUCAGACAAGAAAAGGGCAGGCAAAUUCCAGCCUUUCAAGAAGUUUUUUGGUAAAAGGAAAAAGAGAGACGCACCGUCAGACUGUGAGGAAGCCAAAUUGAAACCCAGCCACUCUUUCGGGAAUGUGUGUAAUGGCACCCUGUCUUCAGAUGAAGAAACAAACAAUGGUCUGAGAUCCUCCAAUUAUACUAUGGGCACUCGAGCUUUUUCCCAUGACAGUAUUUUUAUACCUGAUGGGCAGGCAGAGAGUGAGCAGGCAGUCCAAGCAAUGUCACAGGACAAAAUCCUAGGCAAAGUCAAAACCCUUCAGCAACAGUUGUCCAAGACUAUUAAAUUUGGACACUCACCACAAACAACAAUUUCUGAGAGGACAAUGGAGGAGGCAAAUUCUAGUUUAGAAGAUAUAUUAUUCAGCAGCCCAAUGGAGAUUGAGAACCAAUCAGACACAGUGCUCUCAGACAGUGAUAAUAAAUUAAGUGACACUCCGGAUCCAUUAACCCUUACGCAUGUGCCUGGAACAGGACAUGAAGUAGAAGAGAAGGUCACACCAGUCAAAUUGUCUCGGACAAAAAGACACAUUUCCUCUGGCACAAUUGAAUCAAUCAAUCUUGAUGCAGUCCCACAGGCAGUUGCUCGUCUAGACAACAGUGCAGCGAAGCACAAGCUCUCCAUAAAGCCAAAAAAACAGAGGCUGUCAAGAAAACACAGAAGAUUAACAAAGGAGUCACAAAGCAUAACUGUGCCAGAGUUUGAGCAAGAAAACCCAGAAACCCAACAUUUCAGCGAGAGAUACCCAGAUGACAGUGGGCAUAUUGCCACAGCUAAGCCAACCCAAUUCAGAGAAGAGCAAAAACAUUUUGAGGUAGCAGAUGAGAAAACAAAGCAAGAUGAUGAUUGGAGAAUGCACAAGGCUGAAGAGAAAAGACAAAUGGCAGGAUUAGAAGAAAAAAGACAUCUGGAAGAACAAAGACGCCACGAAGUUGAACAGAUGCAAAGGGAACAGGAGAGAAAGAGUUGUGAAGAAGAGAAAAGGCAGCAUCUUCUUGAGGAGGAGAAAUAUUUGAAAAUAGAAAAGCAAAGGCAACAGGAGGGGGAGAAAAGACAACAAGAACAACAGAGGCAACAGGAACUAGAGAAGCAAAAAAGACAGGAAGAGAGGAGACAACAGGAACUGGAGGAGCAAAAAAGACAGGACGAGAGGAGACAACUGGAACUGGAGAAGCAAAAAAGACAGGAUGAGAGGAGACAACUGGAACUGGAGGAGCAGAAAAGACAGGAAGAGCACAGACUGCAGGAACUGGGGGAGCAAAAAAGACAGGACGAGAGGAGACAACUGGAACUGGAGGAGCAAAAAAUAAAAGGACUGGAAGAACAAAGCUGUCAUAAGAUUGAAAAACAGCAUCAGGAGGACGAAAACAAGAGACAAGUGGAUCAACAAAGACAAGAAUUAAAAGAGAGACGAGAACUUGAGAAAAGACAUCUUCAGGCUGAAGAGAAACUGCAGCAGGAGGAAGAGGCGAAGAAACUGGAAGAACAAAGCCAACAUCAGAAGGAAAAAAAGAAAAGAGAAGAACAAACUCUGCAAAAACUGGAGAAGCAAAAGAGACAAGAAGAACAAAGAAAAUAUGAGCCAGGAGAACAAAUGCACCUGGAGAGUGAAGAGAGAGCACAGCAGAGAAAAUUUAUAAGGCAAGAGGGAUCAAAUGAACAAGACCUGGAAAAAAUACAUGUAGAUGAACAGUAUCUGGAAAAGCAAAAAGAACAAGAGCAAGCCUUAAGACAGAAACAGGACAAAAAAGAAGUGGGUUCUGUGGAUGCUGGUAGGGAAUCCCUGGAGAAGCAGCUUCAAGAAGAAUCAAACCAACAAAAAACAAAACGGGCACAGAAAGGAAAGGUAGUAGUAGAAGAAAAGGUAACACCAAAACAGACGAGAGCAGUUAAAACUGAGGAGCAGGAGAAGACAGGUGAAGAACUAAGGUGGCAGGAAGUAGAUGAAAGGCAGGCUAUGCACAGACCAUUCACGUUUCAAGUGUCAUCAGGAGAGAAACAAAUCAUAUUUCAGAAAGUGAAUUUGAGCCCUGUUACUCCUGUCAAAGAGGCAGCACACCAUUCCGCCCUCAAAGAAUCCAAGACCCAUAUAUCUAGCAAAGGUUCUCAUGCAUUCCCAUCCUCUUUGUGUGUCCCCCAUACAGCUAUUUUGGUUACUGGAGCACAACUUUGUGGCACUGCCGUAAAUCUGAAUCAGAUCAAAGAUACAGCUUGUAAAUCUCUACUUGGUUUGACAGAAGAAAGAAAAAACAUGGAUAUUCCUCCUCUAGAAAACACCCAGAAAACUACUCUUGAUCCCAAACCUAGCUGCAGUAAAAUGAAAUAUACACAGGAGACGAACAACCAGGACAUAUUAGCUGAAUGGGCUUCUAUUAGAUCUAGAAUCCUAAAGAGUGCCGAAACCAGCAAGCUAAAUGAGAGAGACCGAGUAAGCAUCUGUAGACACAGUGAUGACUGGACACUCAAAGGACGAGGCAGUUCUUCUCAUGGCAAUUUAAGGAAAACCCUGUCUGCAAAUGCAAAAUUUUCCAUAACACCAGCAUGGCAAAAAUUUUCAGACACCUCAAAAGCUGGUGCAGAUGCUGAGAGUGCAAGUGCUGCAGAAAAUAUCGAAGCAGAGAACACAAGAAAAAAGACAGAUUCAUCCAAUCAGGCAAAUGACGAUGUGGCUGCUCACAAAGAGACUCUAGUUUGUAAAGAUAAUGUGACUGAAAUGGCCAUGAAAAGUGAAACACAUCUUGAAACGGCAAAUAACACAGAAGGCUAUAAAUUUGCCAAAGAUCUUCCAUCUUUCCUUGUUCCAAGCCUCUCUCAUUCUCCAGGAAAAGAACUGCCCCAAUCAGGAUCUCCAGCUGCUUUGGAAAGUCUGGAGAACACUGGUACAAGAAAACUGGAUAAAGGAGCACCAAAUGAAGAAGAAAAUGUUUCUCCAUUUGGGAUAAAAUUAAGAAGGACAAAUUACUCCCUGCGUUUCCACUAUGAUCAACAGGUGGAGCAAAAGAAAAAGAAAAGGUACAGUGCAGGAGAUAGUUUUGAUGGUGUACUUGGCCCACUAGUUGCAACAGAAAGUGGAAAAGAAACCAUUAAUAGCACUCUAAAAGACAAUACAUCUCCUAGCCCAGACAGAGAGAAUGUCACUGUUAAUGUUUCAAAAGACUCCUCAAAUAAUGUUUCAGAGAAUUCACACACAACAGUUACGCUAUUAUGCCCAACCACUAACAACCAGAUUCCUUUACCUAGUUAUGAGAAACUGGUGUGCAAAUUGUCACUCCAAAAGAAACCUGCAUUAGCUCCAAAGCCCACAAACCAGACCCCACCGUCCUCGCCUCUCUCUAAAAUGAAUAAAUCAAACUUAGCUGACACAUUAGGACAAAAGAUGGCUAAAACUGAAUUAGACACUACCUGGAAAAAAGAAGACAAUAAAGGGAAUGUGGUGCACUCACCAGCACAGAAUGAGAACAAAAAUGAAGAGGAAGAAACCAGAGAAAAGAAAUCAUUCUUCCCAUCUAUCACCAUGCCAUGGAGAGAGAAAGCUGACAAAAAGCUUGAUCUGCUGAGAAAAGAAAAGCCAGUUCUCCAGAGCCGACACUCUCUAGAUGGCUCCAAACUGAUGGAAAAAGUUGAAUCUGCACAACCACUCUGGAUUACAUUAGCACUACAAAAGCAAAAGGGAUUUCGUGAGCAGCAAGCUACCAGAGAGGAGAGGAGACAAGCCAGAGAGGCAAAACAGGCUGAGAAGCUCGCUAAAGAAAAUGCUGCUGUAAGCCAUCAGUCAGAUAAAGGCAGCAAUAUCAGCAAAACAAGUGUACUGCAGAAACCUAUACCUCAGGAAGAUGAGAAGAAAAUUGACAUGGCUGUGUCAAGGCUAGAACGCAGAGAACAGCUCAAAAAGUCCAAUACUCUUCCUACUUCUGUGACAGUGGAGAUUUCAGAUUCUGUUCCAUCAACUCCAUUAGCAAAAGAGGUCGCCAAGAGAUUCUCUACUCCUGAUACAAACCCUGUGUCAACAGAACCAGCCUGGUUGGCCCUAGCCAAGAGGAAAGCAAAAGCCUGGAGUGACUGUCCACAAAUCAUUAAGUAAAAGUAACCUAUUUUCUCUCUACUUUUGUUUGUUUUCUCCUUUUCAUCAAUUCAAGAUUUUUACACAUGACAAAAGAAACUGAACAAGAUUUAAAUGCAUUCCCUGAAGGACUGAAAAACAAAGUGGUUAUCAUUUUGCUUUAGCACAUUAUAGUUGUGUAUGCUCAUAUCAUAGAUUUGGAAAACUAUAAGAGAGAGGGGGAUCCAGGCGUACAGUUGAGAGCCAAUUUCUCAAAAAUCAGGGAUGCUUUUUGAGUUUUUGGUUUUGCCCAGUAUAAAAAGAAAGAGAGGGCCAGAACUUCAAGCUCUUUAAAACUGUGCGCGCUUUUGAGUGUAAAGUUUUCAAUUUCAGUGUAGACAAAGAAAAAUUCUGGAUAUUUUGCUAUGUACAGGUUGAACCUAUCUAAUCUAGAACUCUCUCGUCUAGAAACAUCUGUUGUCUGGUAUGAUUUUAGUUAGCCAGACGUCUACUUUUCAUGGGUGCAGCCAAGUUUCUCCAUGGUCCUAUAAAGUUUGUUUACAGCCACCAAUCCUAGCUCUCAAGUGUUGUGUGCUGUUGUUUAGCUCUAAUUUACUCCUAAAUAUCCUUUAGCAGUACAAGCGUUGGUAAUGCUGCUAGACAACAUUGAUGUCCCAUAGUCCAGAAAAGUAUCUUGUUUGGAACCAGUCAGUUCCCAAAGGUGCUGGAUUAGAGAGGUUCAACCUGUAAAAUAAAUGUUCCUUCUUAAUCCCAAUGGUUCCUUUUGAACUCCGUUUGACAUAGUUAAUUUGCAAUUUAAAAACCCCCUCCCCACUCCAAGACAUAUUUUGGAAGACUUCUUCCCACCUGUGAAUGAAGUGACAACAUGUAAUGGUACCAUCCAAAUACUGAGACACUGUUUUCUUUCAUGCUAGGGGACAACACAAUUGCUGUACCUCUCACCUCAGAGUAAAAUCAUUUGCACAUUUUUCUCAUUAACAUAUUUAUAUCAACCAAACAAAAAGUGUUUUCCCCAUUUACUAAGAGGCAAAGUCAAAAGUUAUUAGGCACCAAUGUGCUCAGAGCACUUGAAAUUUAAGACCCUAUUCCUACAAAUGUCUGAGUCGCUUUUAUGUACCUACAGGUUUCAGAACUGGCCAUGUUAGUCUGUUUCAGCAAAAACAACAUGGAGUCUUGUGGUACUUCAAUGACUAACAAGAAAAAGAAACAAACUGUAGGGAUACACAGUCAAAAUUGCAUACUCCAUGGCUGGGUCUAGACUGGCAAGUUUUUCCGCAAAAGCACGUGCUUUUGCGCAAAAACUUGCCAGCUGUUUGCA